ACUACAUCAGACGUAGGGAAACUGGGGGCAGAUAUAUCUGGAAGGUGACGGGCAUCAGGAGGCUCUCUGCCCAAAGGACGUUGAAGAUCAAAGCUGAUGUUUUCUUUCCUUGGUAAAUUUCGCAUGACUUGGCACACAACGCACAUCUGAGAACAGCUCAUGAAAUUCAUCAGAACAAAGGUCCUAGCAUUGAUAAGUGAAACCGCAAACUCAAGCAAAUAGCAGAAGCCAGAGUCCAUUUGAACUGAAGUCAAGUUCAGAGCCGAUCUUCCUGAGAGUCCUUUUAACACUGAUUUGUCAUAGCAGGUAGCUGACAAGAUUUACCCUCAAGGACCAGAAACAUGCACUGUGCCAUCCAAAAGGCAGAAGCGCUGGAUGGGGCUCAUUUGAUGCGAAUCCUCUGGCAGGAUGGUGCAGAGUCUGUCUACCCCGCUGUUUGGCUGAGGGACAACUGUCAGUGUCCCGACUGCUACCUGGAUUCUGCAAAAGCACGGAAACUUCUCAUCGAAGCUCUUGAUGUGAACAUCGGUAUCAAAGACUUGACGUUUGACAGGAAAAAGGUUCAUAUCACGUGGCCAAACGACCACUACAGUGAAUAUGAAGCUGAUUGGCUGAAGAAAAGAUGCUUUUCACAGCAGGCCAGAGAAAAACUCCAGAGAGAAUUGUUUUUGCCAGAAUGUCAGUACUGGGGCUCAGAGUUCCAGCUACCUACUCUGGAUUUUGAAGCUGUUUUAAAAGAUGAUGAGCAUGCAUACAGGUGGCUCUCCAGGCUCAAGAAAGUCGGCAUAGUGCGACUCACAGGAGCAUCUGACAAACGAGGAGAAGUUUUAAAACUUGGGAAAAGGAUUGGUUUCCUUUAUCUCACAUUUUAUGGACACACUUGGCAAGUGCAAGACAAAAUCGAUGCAAACAAUGUGGCUUACACAACUGGGAAGCUAAGCUUUCACACUGAUUAUCCAGCCCUCCAUCAUCCACCUGGGGUUCAGCUUCUGCACUGCAUAAAGCAAACAGUCACUGGGGGUGAUUCAGAAAUUGUAGAUGGAUUUAACGUAUGCCAAAAGCUCAAGGAAAAAAAUCCUUGGGCAUUCCAGAUUCUGUCCUCCACCUUUGUGGACUUUACAGACAUUGGAGUGGAUUACUGCGAUUUCUCUGUACAAUCCAAACACAAAAUUAUAGAAUUAGACGAUAAAGGCCAAGUGGUUCGCAUCAACUUCAAUAAUGCAACUAGAGACACAAUAUUUGACAUACCUGUUGAAAGAGUUCAGCCUUUUUAUGCUGCUCUGAAGGAAUUUGUUGACCUCAUGAAUUGUAAAGAAUUCAAGUUUACUUUCAAGAUGAAUCCAGGUGAUGUGAUUACCUUUGAUAACUGGCGCUUACUUCAUGGCCGACAGAGCUAUGAAGCAGGAACUGAGAUAUCCCGCCAUCUAGAAGGAGCUUAUGCCGACUGGGAUGUGGUCAUGUCAAGGCUUCGUAUCUUAAGGCAGAGUGUCCGGAAUAGAAACUGAAUCUCCUGUCGAUAAGAUUCCAGUGAGUGUAUUUUAUAAGAUAUGGCAAGGUUAUUUGUCUUCACAGGCCAUGAGCCAUGUCAGUAACACAUUAAUUUCUUUAACACAAGAGUUCUCUUUUCUUUGUAGUCAUAUACAGUGCCAACUUUUUAGAUGUUGUAGCCAUGCUCUCCCUUUUUCAAAUAAAGCAUCUCCUCUGUCCAAUUGCAUAUACGAUCUAAUUUCUUUUGCCCAUCUGUGAGAGUCUCCAGAAUGCCUUCAAAUAGUUUUGUAUCAAAGUCUUUCUUCAAGUUAGGCUUCUUUUAAAUAAAGCUUUUGUUUCAAAUAAAGGUUGUGUUUCAAAUAAAA
Balaenoptera acutorostrata (minke whale) is the source of this 1853-nucleotide messenger RNA. RefSeq names its product gamma-butyrobetaine hydroxylase 1 (gene BBOX1). The record is from RefSeq and is a predicted model, not a curated record. Gene Ontology annotation, cellular component: mitochondrion. The transcript is spliced from 8 exons. Gene Ontology annotation, biological process: carnitine biosynthetic process. The coding region runs from base 342 to 1505 and encodes 387 amino acids. Lineage: Eukaryota; Metazoa; Chordata; Mammalia; Artiodactyla; Balaenopteridae. Gene Ontology annotation, molecular function: gamma-butyrobetaine dioxygenase activity; iron ion binding.